Messenger RNA from Macadamia integrifolia, 2168 nucleotides. RefSeq lists its product as uncharacterized. NCBI's taxonomy places the organism in Eukaryota, Viridiplantae, Streptophyta, Magnoliopsida, Proteales, Proteaceae. The transcript has 7 exons. The record is from RefSeq and is a predicted model, not a curated record. Bases 470 to 1813 code for a protein of 447 amino acids.
AAGAAAACACCCAAAAUUAAUUAAUCUUCUUCUUCGCUUCUAGGCCUCUUCGCAUUCAGUCCAACUCCCACCUUUGAUUGCUCUCUUCCCUUCUCUUUUCCGCUUAUCGUUUUUCCGCCUCUUCGUAGCCUUCUUUGUCUGUGAGACUGUAAACUCUGUGUUUGGCGAAGAAGACACUGUUCCUUUUUCGUUUCCGUCAGAUCUAACGUUUCCAUUUAGGUUUAAACAAUCGGUUUUUUUCAUCUCUUGUGCCCCUCCUUACUGUUCCUCUUCAGAUUUUCCUGAAAGAUUGUGAGAUUCUGAUUUUAAGCGACUCUGAUCUUCCGAUUAUUGACCAGAGUCGGAAGUUCAGUGGAUUUGGUCUUGUGGAUUCAUCGCAAUUGGCUUUAAUAGGAAAUCUUGUGUUGAUUUUGGGUUUUACGAUCUGAUUUGGGUUUCAAAGAGGUAAAUUAAGGUUUUCUCUGCGGAGAUGUUGGGGGCCGGAUUGCAGUUUGGGCGUGCUCAUGGAGAAGAUCGGUUUUACAAUCCGGCGAAAGCCCGGAGGAAUCAUCAUCAUCAACAACAACAGCAGCAGCAGCAGCAGCAGCAGCAACAACAGCAACAGCAACAGCAACAGCAACAGCAGCAACCACAACAGCAACAGGUUCAUAGAACUAGGAGUAGUGGAACUGUGAACACCGCGGUGGUGACGAAGGGCAAGGCCGUAAUUUCAGACAACAGAGAGCCGGAGAACCGAGCGGUAUCUGAAGAGACUUCGAAGCCUUUGGCUAUGCCGGCUUCAGAAUCAGUUACAGCUUCUCCGAGUAAUCUCGAUCGCUUUCUGGAGUCAACAACACCAUCUGUUCCUGCGCAGUACCUCUCUAAGACAAGGAUGAGAGGGUGGAGGACUUGCGAUGUCGAAUUCCAGCCUUUCUUCACCCUCGGUGAUCUUUGGGAGUCUUUUAAGGAAUGGAGUGCAUAUGGAGCAGGUGUGCCUUUGAUACUGAACGGCAGUGAUUGUGUUAUUCAAUAUUAUGUCCCGUAUUUGUCAGGCAUCCAAAUAUAUGGUGACUCAAGGUCGUCGGCAAAGUCGAGGCAAACUGGGGAAGACACUGAUGGUGAUUAUUUCAGAGAUUCAAGUAGUGAUGGAAGUAGUGAUUGUGAACUUGAAAGAGGCAUGAAAUCCUCAAGGGAGCUUUGGAAUCGUCACCAUCUAAUCAGUGAGGUCCCUCUUCGUAUGGACAGGUUAUCUCUGUUAGACAAGCACAUUUCUACACAAGAAGGCUCUUCUAGUGAUGAUGGUGAAGCUGGGAAUUCGCAAGCUUCCUUGCUUUUUGAGUUUCUUGAACAGGAUCCUCCUUACAGUCGAGAACCUUUGGCUGACAAGAUCUCAGAUCUUGCAUGCCGAUUUCCUGGACUAAAGACACUCAGAAGUUAUGAUUUGCUUCCAACUAGUUGGGUCUCAGUGGCAUGGUAUCCGAUAUACAGAAUACCCACAGGACCAACAUUAAAAGAUCUGGAUGCUUGCUUUUUGACAUUCCAUUCUCUUUCUACACCUAUUCGAGGUGCUGGAAGUGGACAGGCUCCCGUUGUUACCUGUCCUAAUGGGAUGGAAGAUGUCCCCAAGAUUUCCUUACCUGUUUUUGGCUUGGCCUCAUAUAAGUUCAAGGGGUCAAUGUGGACUCCAAACGGUGGAUGUGAGCGUCAACGGGCGAACUCACUCUUGCAGGCUGCAGACGACCGGUUAAGGCAGCUUCAAGUCAAUCACCCAGACUUUCAAUUCUUUGCUUCACAUGGCACAUCCUGUAUGAUGAAGUAUGAGUGGCUGUUUUAAGUCUGAAUGCUGUUGGUUCUCCGAGUGUGUGAUGCAGUCCCAAUGUGUGUGUGUGGAUGAUGAAGAUGGGUAAAACUUGUGAGGUUGAUGAAGAUGGCUUGAAGGGGAAGGGAACUCUAGGUGCUUAAGCUCUGGCUGUGCUCAGGAUUGAUAUAUAUACCAUUACCUAUAAACUUGCUUGGAACUGGAGUUUGAGUGAUGGGUGAAAAGGAAAAUUUUAUCAUUGGUAGCGGGAGUAAACAGAGAGGUGAGAAGGAGAGAAUUUAUUGCCUUAUUUUCCAUUGUUAGAGAAGCUGUUUUCAUCUCACUGUAGACAUAGUUCUCUUAUCAAAUUAAGUAUAUCUUUGUGAUGUAA